GUGGAAUACCACGCUCAACGCGUCAUUUCUCAAACUCGGCUACACGCGUUUGAUUUCUGAUCAAUGCGUCUAUAUUCGACGAGGUGGUUCUGACAUUUCCAUCAUAGCCGUUCAUGUGGACGAUAUGACCAUCCUCGCAUCUUCUGACGCACAUAUGGCCUCGAUCGAAUCUGAGCUUAGCGCUGAGUUCUCGAUCAAGCUCCUUGGGGAAAUCCGACAGCUUCUCGGCAUGGAAG
Molecule: messenger RNA, 236 nt
Organism: Mycena citricolor
Lineage: Eukaryota; Fungi; Basidiomycota; Agaricomycetes; Agaricales; Mycenaceae
Source: the annotation of a GenBank genome assembly